CCGUUUGAUCAAAGCCCCAACAUGAUACGAGCCAUCACUAGGCUCGCUGUUACGAGGGCUCAUCGUGAAAUGCACUUAUGUGUGCGAUACGAGAAGCAGCAAAAAGUGUGUGGAAUGUUGCAUCAGUUGGUGCAAUCGCGGCAAUUCACGACUACCGGUCGAAUGGGCUACUCGGUUUCACCAACCAAUAUAAAUGAUGAUGUACAGCAGCCCAAAGAAGGACUUCUGAAGCGGUUUAUUAAAAAAAUGGGCUGGAUUGACAAUUCAUCUGUACGAUUGCGCGUUUCCAGCUGCCUACUGUACGAAUCCGUAGUUGACCACAUAAAUUAUGCCGAAUUUUUUGAAUGCUUCAACAUGCCGGAUACGUUUAAUACAUGGUUCCUAAUCACGGAGCUUCACGUGUGGAUGCUAUUGGUUCGUGCUAUGGCGGAGGGUGCAGAAAAGGGUGCUGCCGGGCGAUUCAUGCGCAAUUGUAUCGUUGAAACGAUGUGGAAUGAUGUGACCACACGCGCCAAACAGCUGACACUGGACAAUCCAUCUGUGGUGCGACCACAGAUACAGCAACUUUCUGAACAAUUUCAAGCCGCACUUAUAUCCUACGAUGAGGGUAUAAGCUUCGACGACAAGCAACUAGCGGCUGCUCUUUGGCGGCGAUUUUUGGGAGGGCGCUGUGAGGAUUACGAAAAACUAGAGCUGCUUGUGGGAUAUGUACGCAAACAGAUUUCAAUGUUAGAUCAUUUAAGUAGAUACGAUUUUGCAAUUAAACCAACCGUCAAGUGGGCCUCGCUAGCUGAACCUACGUAAACGUAAAUACCUCACCAUUACCGUAAUUCAUUGCCCUAGUUGCAAAAAUAUACUAGAUCUAAAAGAGCCAUCACUUUAGCGUU
This is a messenger RNA of Anopheles nili, 887 nucleotides long. It is a transcript of the gene Uqcc1, whose product is annotated as ubiquinol-cytochrome-c reductase complex assembly factor 1. Gene Ontology annotation, biological process: mitochondrial respiratory chain complex III assembly. The coding region runs from base 22 to 804 and encodes 260 amino acids. The record is from RefSeq and is a predicted model, not a curated record. Gene Ontology annotation, cellular component: mitochondrion. The transcript is spliced from 3 exons. Lineage: Eukaryota; Metazoa; Arthropoda; Insecta; Diptera; Culicidae.